Messenger RNA from Schizophyllum commune H4-8, 2258 nucleotides. RefSeq names its product FMN-linked oxidoreductase. The transcript is spliced from 15 exons. The record is from RefSeq and is a predicted model, not a curated record. Gene Ontology annotation, biological process: tRNA processing. Gene Ontology annotation, molecular function: flavin adenine dinucleotide binding; RNA binding; metal ion binding. The coding region runs from base 19 to 2124 and encodes 701 amino acids. Lineage: Eukaryota; Fungi; Basidiomycota; Agaricomycetes; Agaricales; Schizophyllaceae.
CGCCUCCAUAGUUCCACGAUGAGCGCGUCCCUUCCCCCGGGAACCGCCCCAGUGAAGGCAGAGUACCUCAUCUCCGCCAAACCCAUCGCCGUGCCCGAUGACGACGCGGCCGAAGGGGGCGCGGGCCACGCGCCCGACACCGCGGAGCGCGAUGACCGAGACAGAGGGGACAGAGGAGACAGAGGCGGCAAGAAGAAGGGCAAGGACAAGAGCAAGCGCGGCGCGAACAAGGGCCGGCGGUUCGCGAAGAUGCACGACGAGGUGGAGGUGUGCUGGAAGACGGCGAAUGGGGAGACGUGCGAGUUUGGGGAGAGAUGCAAAUUCACACACGACAUCGCCGCCUACCUCGCCGCCAAACCGCACGACCUUCGCAUCCCCCAGACCAGCGAAAUUAGCACCGAAGCGCCAUUCUACGUGCCCCCGCCCCUCGUCGUUGCCGACCCAGAGAACCCCUCUCUCGAUCCACAUACACGGUGUCCGAUAUUCGACACGAUGGGGGUGUGCAAAUCCGGCCUCAAAUGCCGCCUCCUCGGCGCGCACGUCCGCAAAAACGACGACGGCUCCCUCUACAAAAACGAAGCAGGGCUGCUCGAGCUCGUCACCGACGAGGAGAAGCGCGCACGGACGGUGAUCUCGGAGACGGAGCUGAACUACCUGCACCCGGAGGUGCGGACGAAGCUGUUCAAGAAGAGGUACGAAUACCCCAUCACGGACGCCUACCUCAAGGAUCUCGAGAGCAAGAAGGUCGUCAUCGCGGAGCCCGAGCAGGAGGAGCCGGGAUGGGCGGGGAAGGCGGAUGAGACAGACGCCUCUACAACUGCAGCAUCGGCUUCGGACGGCCCGACGACUUCAACAGAGACACCAGCCGUACCCACUCUUGAAGUACCAGCCGUACCCACCCCUAACGCUCCAGUCGCCCCCUCUGCCGACGCCCUCAUUACCCAGCGCACUGGUGCCGAUCCCUCACAACUUGACGAGCCCAUGGCCGUCGACGUGCCCUUCCGCGCGGAGGAGAAGAAGCGGUUACAUUGGGAGGGGAAGACUUACCUCGCGCCGUUGACCACGGUGGGAAAUUUGCCCUUCCGAAGGAUAUGCGUCGACUACGGGGUGGAUAUCACUUGUGGUGAAAUGGGCCUCGCGACAUCCUUCCUCUCCGGCUCGAAGGAGGAGUGGUCCCUCGUGAGGAGACAUCCGUCGGAGAAGAUGUUUGGCGUGCAGAUGGCCGGCAACAAGCCGAACACGAUGGUCCGCGCCGCCGAGCUGCUCAAGAACGAAAUCGGCCCGCAUGUCGACUUUGUGGACAUCAACUGCGGCUGCCCGAUCGACUUGGUGUACAAGACGGGGAGCGGGAGCGCGCUCCUCGACUCCCCCGGCAAGCUCGGGCGCAUCAUCGUCGGCAUGAACAAGGCGCUGGGCGACACACCGGUGAGCGUGAAGCUGCGCACGGGCGUGAAGGACGGGAAGAACAACGCGCACCGGUUGAUGCCGCGCGUGGCGGAGUGGGGCGCGGGGAUGAUGACGCUUCAUGGCCGCACGCGACAACAGCGCUACACGAAGCUCGCCGACUGGGACUACGUCAGGGAGUGCGUGCAGGCCGUACGCGCGUACGAGGCGGAGAAGAACCUACCCAAGGUGCCCAUCUUCGGCGGCGGCGACUGCUACUCCUCGCAAGACUAUUGGACCGACGUCGAGACCACCGGCGUCGACGGCGUCAUGAUUGGGCGCGGCGCGCUCAUCAAGCCGUGGAUCUUCACCGAGAUCAAGGAGCGCCGAGAGUGGGAUAUCAGCUCGAGGGAGCGGCUGGAGCAUGUGCGGAAGUUCGUCGAAUAUGGCCUGAACCACUUUGGCGCGGAUACGCCCGGCGUGAACACCACGCGGAGGUAUCUCUGCGAGGCGCUGUCCUUCCAGUAUCGGUAUAUCCCCAUCGGGCUGCUCGAGCGGCUGCCGGGCAAGCUCAACGAGCGCGCGCCCGCGUUCAAGGGGAGGGAUGAUCUGGAAACCCUCCUUGCGAGUCCAGAUAGUCGCGAUUGGGUCAAGAUCUCCGAGAUGUUCCUCGGGCCUGCGCCGGACGCGUGGUCCUUCAUGCCAAAGCAUAAGAGCAAUGCGUAUGAGAGUCAGGGUUGAGCGUUGGUGACCUUACCGCGAUCGCGCGUAACGGCAGUCUUAUGUCAAUACAUCUGUCCCUGCUCUAGUGUAUCUUCGCGAGAUCUAAAUGUAUUUUUGAGCAUAGAAAUCUGAAUGUGUUCGAGAACGAGUGC